AUGGAAUUUUGGGGCGCGGAGGUGAAAAGUGGACAAACUUUAUCUGUACAGCCUGGAGAUGACAUGAUUUUGCAUCUUUCACAGGCAUCUCUCGGUGAGUCGAAAAUGGAUAAAGCAUCAGAACCUGUAUCCUUGUUUGUGACUAUUGAUAGAAAGAAGCUUGUUCUUGGAACACUCAGCUCAGACAAGCUGCCUCAACAACGAUUUGACCUGGUGUUUGAUAAAGACUUUGAACUAUCACACAACUGGAAAAAUGGCAGUGUCUACUUCUUUGGAUACAAGGCUGCCAACCUAUUCAAGCAAUAUCGUGACACUGACGAUUCAGAUGAGGAAAUACCCCUUACAAUUGCAAUCAGUUGUGAUGAAGGUUUAAUUGCAAAAGCUAAGCAGAAGGUGAAGGCAGCGGAACCUAGUAAAGGUGCAAAGGCGGAUGAUGGAGAUGAGAGCAGUGAUGAAGAUGAUUUGUCUGAGGAUGAAGGUGAUUCUGAGAUGAGGGAGGACGAAGAUGAUAGUGAUGAAGAUCAGUCUGAUGAGGAGGAGACACCAAAGAAGGUAGCUCAAUCAAGCAAAAAGAGACCAGCUACAAAAUCACCUUCGCCCCAUAAAAAGACAAAAUUUGUAACUCGUCAAAAGACUGAUGGUAAGAAAGGUGCUGGUGGAUCUCUUCCCUGCAUGACAUGCGGCAGGUAA
Molecule: messenger RNA, 690 nt
Organism: Lycium ferocissimum
Lineage: Eukaryota; Viridiplantae; Streptophyta; Magnoliopsida; Solanales; Solanaceae
Product: histone deacetylase HDT1-like
Exons: 8
Coding region: 1-690 (229 amino acids)
Source: RefSeq, a predicted model, not a curated record